Messenger RNA from Frankliniella occidentalis (western flower thrips), 3333 nucleotides. RefSeq lists its product as uncharacterized. Bases 172 to 3237 code for a protein of 1021 amino acids. The record is from RefSeq and is a predicted model, not a curated record. The transcript has 2 exons. NCBI's taxonomy places the organism in Eukaryota, Metazoa, Arthropoda, Insecta, Thysanoptera, Thripidae.
GACUGCCUCCAACUACCGUCGUUUGUUUGUUAUGUUUUGCUUUGCGUUGCUUCUGGUUUUGUGAUAACGAGUUUUUGAAGACUUGCUUUGAAAGCCGCUAAUGGUAAUCCUCAAGUACUCUCACUUUGCAAGCAAUGAUUUGAUCUUGGCAUCUGAUACUCUAUUUACACAAUGGAAGUGAUCCAAAUCGAUGGUGAUGAAACUGUGCCAGGUAAAGCAAGUCCUGGUACUGCAUCAACAUCUGAGAACCACAUUAUCAUUGAAACAGUUGAGUUGAAGACUCUGAUUCAAGAUGAUGAAGAGACAACCUUAGAAGUAGUAACUGUGCUGGACGAUGGAGUAACUCUUUCUGAAUUACCAAGACGCUCUGGCAAAAGAGUACCUAAACUUCCUGCGGAAGCUGUUUCAAAUUCUCUCAAAGAUCUGGUUGCACUCAAACUUUUGGGCUACAAGUGUAAUAUUUGUAAUGCGGAAUUUUCUUCGAAGCAGAAUAUACUGAGACAUUGUGAUGCUCAUGGUGAUCUUGAUGCAUUUUCUGCUGUUCUUGGGCCUAGUGAAGAUUUAGCUGCAGAAUUUCCUAAACCUUCUAAGAAGCCCAAAAUAAUAAAGAAGACAUCCAAAGAGUCUGCUUUCAAACCUAAAAAACUGUCUGAGCAACUUGCCAUUCUGAAGUCCAAGGCUGAAGAGACAGCCAAUGAAAGUUUCAUUGAGGCUAAAGAACCUACAGGUGAUUCUGUUGAGAAAGAAAAUCUAAGUGAAUCUGCCAGUGAAAGUAAGGAAACCGGUAGUGAGUCCACUAAUGAGUCUAAAGAAGGUGAAGGGACAGCUAAGAGGCGACGUAAACUAUACUGCAACAUAUGUAAAGUAGAUUAUCCGUCAGGUGAAGCAUUAUACAACCAUUUUAAGGAUGAUCAUGAUAUUGACAACCCUUACUUGAGGGGCAAUAUUUCCAAUUCUAAUGAACCACGCAGCUAUGACUGCAAAGACUGCAAUGCAACUUUUAGCACCAGCAGUGCCUUAUGCAGACAUCGUAAGAACACACAUUUAUCACAUGGGCCAGUGUCUGGAAUCUGCCAUCAUUGCGGAAACUCAUUCCGUCUUUCUACAUUACCAUGUCAUGAAAAGAUUUGUGGCAGCAGGCGAUGGCCAAGGAGAAGACAAGAUUGUUCGUUUGAGGACUGUAAAGCAUCAUACUUCAAGAAAGAAGAACUUAUCAAGCACAUGAAAGAGGAACACAAAGUACCCCUUGAACCCAUGCGGACCAUUAGAUUUGAGAACAAAGAAGAAUUCUUUAGGUGGAAAGAAGAGGAAGAAGAUCGUACAUUUUCUUUUUAUACUAAACAUGCUGGCACUAAAAGAAAUAUUAUGACAUACUACUGUCAACAUGAGGGAAGUGAGAGGAGCCACAAAGGGGGUGGUAAAGAUGCAGAUGGUAAUGAAAAGUUGAAAAAAAUUAAUAAGAAAGGAAGAAUUAAGACAGGAAAUGUCUGUACUUCAUAUUUGCGAGCCAAAAUUACAGCCACUGAGGUGAUAGCCUAUUAUUAUCCCUCACAUAGUCAUCCAAUAUCCCCUGAAGAUGUAAAGCAUCAACCUUUGUCGAAGGAAAUUAUCCAGUUUAUCAAAGAGCAAAUAGCACUAAACGUUCCAGCCCGACAAAUUCAAACUAUGGUGAAGAAAAGACUCUCAGAGACUCGUAGCUGCCGUAGAGAUGCCCAAAUUUCAUUGAAAAGAAUUAAUUCAUUUGCACAGAGAUACAAUCGACUUAAUGAUAAGGUACUCAAUGUUGCAGUUGAUUCGUUUAAUUCGUUCAUUGAUGCCCUUUGCUCUCAAGAUGAUUCUCCCGUGCUGUUCUAUCAACCCCCCAGUGACAAUGCCCGAUUGGAUGUGCCAAAUGAAGAAGAUCACCUAUUUUUUCUGGGACUUCAAACAGCAGAUCAGCAAAGAAUGCUACAAAGAGAAACAGCUAUGCCUAUGUUCAUUAGUGUUACAAAGACAGACUAUACUUUACAAUAUUAUUUGAUCUCAAUUUUAGUGACCUGUGAAAAUAAUUUUGAAUAUCCCGUAGGCCAUCUUAUUAGUAGUCAACUGAAUGAAGAUGUUGUCAGUCUGUUUCUUCAGAACAUUGGUGAAAGGUGUCCUGAUCUCAAUGUAAAUUGUAUAAUUUCCUGCGACUGCCCAGAAAUAAAUGGUGCUAUCAGGAAAGUGUUUGGGGCUGAUGGGCCUUACUUCCUUAGCAAAUGGCAUUUUCUUGAGUAUAUGAGAAAAGACUUCUUCAAAUCAGUGCCCUCGAAUAAGGUUGAAGAACUUUUUGAUUUUGUUUUGGCUAUGUCAGAUGCUGAAAGUGAAGAGAGAUUCCUUUUUCUGUAUAAUUCUUUCAAGGAGCAGUAUGAAUCAGCCUUCCCUGAUAUUGUUUCAAAUUUUGGUGAAUAUUUUGUGAGAGCAGCAACAUGGGCUAGUUGUUAUCGCCAGGAGCAGGGAAUGGUUGAUAGUUGCUUGUAUGCCGAUUCCUUCUUCAAUAAGUAUAAUAAGAAGUAUAGAAGAAGACCACUGAAGUCUAUAAAUCUGUUGCCAGACUUACUACUGUAUUUACAAGAAGGCUACAGAGACUCUAGAGACAAGGAAGAAGAUGCACCUGAUGGCGCUGAGUUCAUGAAAGAUCAACAUAAUAUGGGUAUAGAAAUACCAUCAGAUCUGAUACAAGAAACGUUGUCCCGCCACUGGACUGUACAGGCAUCAAAGCAUGGCCAGACAUUCAUUGUUAUGCAGUGUCUUUCUAAGUGCUUGGACAGAACUUGUUCCCUUCGAUGCAAUGACUGUGUAAACUUAUGUAGUCACAUGUAUUUCUGUACCUGUGGUAAAACUGAAUACAUUUGCUUACAUAUUCACAAAGUAUUUCAACUGCAUGGACCCAUGCAGCCUGAGACAGAAGAUGGGUGUGAAGAGUCAGGCACAUUUUUUUUGGAACAAGAUGAAAUUGGAGAGCAAGAUGAGGCCAUGGAGGAUGAGGAGACUAUGGAGCAAGACGUGAAGCCUGAAGCAAUAGUGAUUAGUGUUGCAACCCCAGAAGUUGCUGAAAAGGCUGUUGAAUUGAUUGACACUGAGGCAAAGAGAGAAAAUACUUUGAAAAAUUUAGACUUAUUGCGUCAAAUUGUAGAUCAGCGAUGUUUGCCUGAGGAAAUUGUGCAUGUAAUUAAUGACACUGUAGAGGGUCUCUGUAAUCUGAUUGACAGUUCUUGAUAAUGUAAAAAUUGUAAUGUAAGAAUACAAUUGUAAUGAAUGAAUUGUAAUUGUAAGGUAUUUUCAUUAUUGAUUUAUAAAUUGAUGUGUACUGUA